AGCCAAUACCAAUACCAAAUAUCCAUCGUCGUCGUCGUCGGUUCAUAUUACCUAUUCAUAGAUGUGUAAUUUCGUCUUUAGUACCGGUUCGAUAUACUCGCGUUUCGGUUUCGGCCGCUACCUAUCUGAUUUUUGUUCGCUUCUCCUCCAUCCUCCAUCGUCAUCAUCUCCAUCACCAUUAUCUGCAGGCCACCAUGCACCGCCGCACCGCGCCUAGCCAGUAGCUCUAUGUAUACUCUAAACUCUAUAGCCGGUCACUGUUGGUCUUAAGUUAGUGCGUUGUCUUGUUUUGUCUUACUAAUCGUAUCACAUACACACAUACGACUCCUCUCGUAAAGUUGAAACAACAACCACCAGCUGACCAGAAGCUAUUCUACCGCCACUGUUUCCAUCGCCAUCACCAUCACCAUCGCUCUCGCUAUAGCAGCCAGCCUGAGCCUGUGCCUGUGUAUCGUGUGUUUACGCUAACGCAGAGUGCACCGUAAGAGCCUAUACAACUGGCGGAAUUUCCUUAACCUUGACUCGGCUGUGACUGUCGCUGUGGCAAUUAAUCGCGCGUUCCAGUGUCCGUCUUCAUCGAUCCAGAGUGUAAAAGUGAUUUAAAUCCCAUCAUGGUUCGUGACUAUUGUAAGCCGGCACUAUUUGGCAUUUUGGUGGGCGUUUUAAUUUGCGUGGAAGCUAGACCAGCUGAGAACAAUGCGCACAGCAUCGGGAUUCCAAACAAAUCCGAUUCCGUUCAAAUAUUAGAAUUCAACGUCGUAGACUCAGCCGGCGAUAACGAACGCAAAGAAUGGUAUUCUAAAAAAGUAUCGUACAAUUUGACAGAUGGACGCCAGUCGUCAGCAGCAGCCAUCGCCGGUUCGCAUAUUCCAGUCCAGGUCAUUUACGAUGCUCCAGUGCUCGAGUACGCAGCAUCCAAGAGCGCUGCUAAAGUAAAUUUACUACGACCUAGGCCGCCAUCGUCGUCACCUUCUUCAUCAUCAUCAUCAUCAUCAUCGCCCAUCAGACGUAACUCUAAACAGCGAAAUUUUCCUGACGACGAUGAAAACGUUAUCGAAGACGAGUCGCCAAAGCACGAUGACAAAAUCAAGAAGGAUUCGAUUGAAGGCCCCACAACAACAUCAACAACAACAACAACGUCAUCAGUCAAGUCUAACGCAGCAGUGGAUUUUCUUUCGAUGAUUUUGAACGAGCAGCGUCAACGUAUGCAACAAACCAACUCCAAGUUUCCAAUCGUUUUAAAUCUUCUGCCAACUACCAAAGUGUCCAACGAAGACGGCGACCAACGUCCUGAUACGAGUAAUACUUCCAUCAUCGCCUCCAUAGCUCCAGCAUCAACAACAGAUCAAAAAAACAGCACCGCUUUGACCAGUAAUAAAAUCCCCGAAGAAUACAUUAAUCCAAUUCUAGAGAAAUUGAAAUCGUUAACCAAUCAAAACGCAGGCUCUUCUGGAUCCGAAUCUGCAGCUGCAGCUUACGCAAACGUUCUAAGAUCCGCGUAUCUGAGAGAUUCUGCAUCUUACGGGUCAUUUGCACCAUUUCCAUGGCCAAUGGCACCUCCCCCACCCUCCUCUCCAUUCCACCAACACCCCUACUACGAGUAUUACCUGCCAGCUGACGCAUUUCAAAGACAACAAUGGGGAUCUCCUUUCGGUCAGUACUUCCCGAUCAUCAUUCGCGAUCCAUUCCAGUCAGUUUUGAAUUAUUUUUCCGAUCUGGUCGAGUAUGGACCGGCAGCCGACGUCUGCCAACAACGUAAACGAGCUAUUCUGCAAAUGGAUCCGAUGACGUUGAGUGGUCAUCGAAGUGCUCGGUCUCUGAAUCGUCGCUCUAAAAGGAACACUCAGCACAAGAAGGAAAAUCGAGGCAAAUACCAUUACGCCGAUGCCAAACGAAAAGAUCUAUCCACCAAUGUAGAUGUGAACGAGGAAACUAAAGCUAAAGCGUCGCCAAUGCCUCAGCCCAAACAGAGUCAUCAGAGCCAUCUUGGUAUUGGUGGCAGCGAAUACCCAAACAACGUUCGAGGCACCGAUGUAGGACCCCAAAUAUCAAAACUGAUCGUCAGAAGGGGAGGUGUAGCCAUAGCUGGAGCAGGAGGAAUCGCGACUGCUGGCUCUGGAGGUACAGCCAUCGUAGGUCCUGGAGGCACCGCAUUCACCACUCCUGCCUCAUCCGGCGGCGUAGCAAUGGUCGGUCCUGGAGGAAAAGUAGUCAAAGUGCCCGACCUGACGAACGUGCUCUACGGUCGUACCAAUACCGGAGGCAAUAUAGCAGCCACAGGGGCUGGACACGCUACCUUUACCACCAAAGACGGUCAAGUGUUCACCACAUCCGAUAAUACAGGCGGCGUAGCUCUGGUCAAUCCGGGUGGAGGUUUACUGGGCGUUUCGGACGAACAAAAUUUGCAAUUGUUGUUCCAGCAGCAACAGCAACAACAGCAGCAGCAGCUGCAACUGCAACAAGAAGACCAGCAGCAAGAGGCGAAAGCCAAACAAACCAACGAAGUACAGUUACCGGCCGGAGCAAGAUUGUUGACCACAGGCCCGAUUAUUUAUUAUAAUCCGGUUUACCCGGCGGCAGCAGCGGCCACCUCUGAGGUGCGCCGUCGCUAAGUCGAUAAACUGUUCACCCUAUACACGAGAUACCGCAUACACGACCAACUAGUUGUCGUGUCCGUGUGGCGACAAUUUUAUUUUUCUCAUAUCGCCAGUGUCAAGUUCCUUACUCGGAUUAGGGCGUCGUGAUGUCGUCGCCACAGAUCUGUCUCUGCUCAUAUAUGUGAGCUUAAGUGCCUUCUACUUAAUACGAGUACAUAUACGAUGUACCAUAAUCGUACUUAAAAAUACCUACGUAUGUUAUUAUUUCGUGUAUUUCGUACAUAUAAUAGGUACCUAUACUUACUGAUUCGUUACGUAGACAAAGUAGAAAGAUUUUCUUGUAUGUACCAAAUUGUGGAUGCGUAAAUGUGUGAAUUCAAUCAUGAUUAUCCGACGACGUGACGACGUCGGGUUACCUCAGAGAGAUGAUCACUAACCCCCCUCCCUCCUCGUUCUUGCCUAGUUACGCUAAUCGAGAAUGACAGCCGCUGUGAUAUACUUUUCUACUCGUUCGAAGCAAUUCGUCAGUAGGUCUAGGUACUUGAGAUUGAUUUGGUAUUGGUACGCGUAGACAGAUAGACUUUUAGCUGGGAACCUGGUGAAGUGCUCCUCAGGGGUCAGGGAUUUGGAUGGAAAGUGGUCUCAGUGAUAGCCUUUGGCCCAAGCACCACACCACUAAAACUUUAACCGCCAGAUUUGAGUUUAGGUACCUCCCACAGUAAAAUUUCGAGGUUUAUAAUUUUCAAAAAUCGCUACCCCGACGCUAAGGUUUUUUCCACGGUGCUGUCGUGGGAAACUUUUGACUCACGCGCUUGACCAAGGAGCAUGGUUCAUUUUCCCUUUUGACUAAAUUUUUUGCAUUAAGUAUCUAUUAUAUUUUUCGAAGAUUAUUCGAGUUCUUUAUUUUGGAUGAAAAUUAGAAUAAUCCUUCAAAUACCUGUGACUGCGUACUCGCAAUACAAUAUAUAAAAAAAUUCAGUUAGUCGGGGGGCCCUCAUAAGGAUCAAUUGCACCCCUCUGCCGAUCCUCCGUGACAACUUUUUUCUUAAAAGGGGAGUACUAAGGAACAUUUCUAGCCCUUGUCUUCAGAAAAAAAGUGGCCCUACUUACAAGAUGGCGGCCAUUUUGAUUGACAGGUCAGCCGAAAUCGCAGAUUUUGCGUUCUAACAUAGGACUAGCAUGAAAUUUUUUAAAACGAACAAAAGUAGAUCGAAAGAGCAGGCAAAAAUUCAUCACUUGUCAAAAUUUCAAAUGCUAAAGUGCCUUUUUUUCGAUUUUUGGUGAAUUUUAAAAUAUCAAAUUUUGGCCAAAAUGUGAGAAAAAAUCAAAAUUUUACCAAAUUGUGGUGGAAAGCUGAACUUUGGGAUAUACCCUAUUUUCAACCUGCCAAAUCGAUUGAAAGAGUUUCAACCCGUUUUGAGCAGGUCUGGAGCCUCCAGCAGAUUUUUGAAACUCGAAAGUCCCACAAAAUUUCAUCAAAAAUGGAGUUGGAAAGCCAAAAUUAAUUCUGCAAAUUAAUUUCAAUACGCUAUGAAGUUGACUGCAGGUAAAUUUCAAGUAAUUUUGGAGCCUCCAGCGAUUUUUUGAAAAUUACUGGAACCUCCAGUAAAUUUUUGAAAUUUGAAAUUUCCCCAAAAUUUAAUCAAAUGGAGUUGGAAAGCCGAAAUUAAUUCUGCAAACUAAUUUCAAUACGUGAGUUGACUGCAGGUGAAUUUCAAGUCAUUUUGGAGCCUCCAGCGAUUUUUUGAAAAUUACUGGAGCCUCCAGUAAAUUUUUGAAACUUAAAAUUUCCCCAAAAUUUCAUCAAAUAGAGAUGGAAAGCUGAAAUUAAUUAUGCACAGCAAUUUAUUCACCCUCUGAUGACGAUUCAGGUGAGUUCAAAUGAUUUUGAAGCCUCUAGUGACUUUUUGAAAGGUUUAAUGGAGUUUUUAGGAGAAUUGAAAUUUCCAAAAAAUAGCUAACCAUUUGAAACUACCGUGCAGUUGACUUCAUAUUGUAUUGAAAUUAUUUUCAGAGUGAAUUUCGGCUUACUAACCCCAUUUGAUAAAAUUUUGAGAAAAUUUCAAUUUUGAAAAAUCUGCUGGAGGCUCCAGCAAUUUUCAAAAAGCCGCUGGAGGCUCCAAAAUGACUUGAACCCACCUGACGUUGUCUUCAGAUGGUGUUAAAAUUGGAGUGCAUAGUUAAUUUCAUCUUUCCAUCCCCAUUUGAAAAAAUUUUGAGGAAAUUUCAAGUUUCAAAAAUCUACUGGAGGCUCCAGUAAUUAUCAAAAAACCGCUGGAGGCUCCAAAAUGGACUUCAUAGCGUAUUGGAAUUAGUUUACAGAACUAAUUUCUGCUUUCCAACUCCAUUUGAUGAAAUUUUGUGGGAAUUUCGAGUUUCAAAAAUCUGCUGGAGGCUCCAGAAGUGCUCAAAACGGUUUGAAACAGUUUCCAAGUGAUUUGGCAGGUCGAAAAUAGAGUAUAUCCCAAAUACGACUAAGUUGAAUGGGAAAAUGAACAAGUCCCUUGUGCAAGUGUGUGGGUCAGAAUUUCCCCACGACAGUACCGUGGGAAAAACCUGAGCGUCGGGGUGGCGAUUUUUGACGAUGAUAAAAUUUAAAAUUUUACUGUCAAUGAGAUAACUUUUCAUCCAAAUCCACGGGAAACACUUCAUGAGGUUCCCAACACGAUGGAAACCCCUACAUUCGAGUUGGAUGAGCGAAGAAUGCCAUUUUGAUAGGUUUUUCGUAAGAAGCACCUCUUGAAGGUCCUUCAAAAAGACCUCGCGAUUAUCUACUCUGUUCACAAAUCGUCUAGUGUGUAGUGUGAGGGACAAAACUAAAGGUUUCCUUGGGUAGAGGGGGGGGGGGAACCAAAGACUUGCCGACUGAUAUGAGAAAAAAAAUAUGUACCAAUUUUUCCGAAUAAAACAAUAGAUGAGAAAACAAUUCUGCAAACUGACAUAAUUGUAGAUAGGAUCAUGACUUAAAAACAAUUUCAGUUUUACCUGUUCAAUUUUUAGAUGCCUCAAACAUGGAAUUUUUCAUUUUGUAAAAGAGAAACAAAAUUCAAAAAUUUGUAAGUAUUUGGAUAGCUGAAAAAACACAAUGUUUUCUAUGUGAAGAGUGUUUGAUUUUUUCGGUUUCAAAAUUUUAGAAUUCGAAUAGUGCUUGAUUUUUUAGAAAUUCCAAGUUUGAAAAAGACAAGACAAGUAAGGGUAAAAGCUUUCGAAAAUGUGAAUUUCGAACUCGAGAUUUAAAAAAAAAACGAUUUUAAAUUCAAAGAGUAAAUUUUUGUGUAUUUUUUUUUUUUACAAAGAAGUCAAUUUUUCACAUUUGGCAUUUUUGAACCCCUCCCCCCAGCACCAUCUCUGUGCGUAAUCCAAGGUGUUAAGAACGGAAUAGAGACCUAAUUAUUAAAGAAUCUAUUUUAACUCGAAAAAGUACAAGAACCGAAUCCAAAAAUUGACUCAGACCGUCUAGAGAAUCGAAUCAAAAAAUCCAAAAAUUGCGAACUGAUAAUACCUAGAACCGAAUCAGAACCCGCAAAAAUUGAGAACUGAUUUUUGAAACGGACUGUUUUCAAAAACAAAAUGAAACCUGAAAAAAAUUUGAACCAAACCCAAGAACAAAAUAGAGAACCGAAAACAGUUUUGAAAGAGUCCCAAAGAAGAAAAACAAGAAACAGAAAAAUAUUUGAACCAAACUUAAGAACGAAAUCAAAAACCAAAAAUAUGCAAAUUAUGAUAAGAAAAUUCAGGUCUUUUUGGAAUUUUUUCGGUCUAAAAAAAAAAACAAAAAACUGACGUAGUAAGUACCAAAUUUGGCAAAAAUCCGUUUUUUGACAAUUUCGACAAAACCUGUUUUUUUUCUUUUCUCCAAUUUUUACAAAAACGCUAGUAUGAUUUUUUGAAAAUUUGGACAAAAAAUCCAGAUUUAUUGAUACAUAUUGUGUUGAUAAAACCUGAUUUUUGUUUGCAACAAUAACUUUCAAGCAAUUUUAAUGAAAAAGUUUUUUUUGAGACAAUUUCUGACAAAAAAAAAGAGUUUUUCUGAUACUUUGUACAAAAUACUGAAAUUUCCUUCUUUUUUUUUGCUGAUUUUCAGCGAUUUUAUGCUUUUUUUGAGCGUUCUUACAUCAACAGAUAUAGAGUACUGUAUGCUUGAUGUACGGAUUUCGCAGCCUUUCGAAGCCACUUGAGGCCAAUGUUUUCAUACGCUGAGGUAUUUGCGUAUAUUUUUUUUACUAGAUUACCUAUUUGGCGAAAUUUUUGCGAUUCCGAUGAAAAUAACCUCGGUCAGGCUGCGUAGAACGCGACGAAGAAGGACGAACUACCUUCCAAAUGACGAAUAACAAAAGAAUAUCGAAUAUUUCACGUACCUGUGUAAUGUACUUAACUUACCAACGAGAUGAGCAAUGACAAUACCUAUUACCUAUGUACGUACGUUUAACUGCCGCAAAAAUUUCAAACUUGAAACUACUCGUACAUCUAACUAUUCUACUCAUACCAUAUUGUAAUGUAGGUAGAGGUACGCGAUACGUGAUUGUAAUCGAAUCAGGUAUACCGGUCCGCUGACUAUUUGAUGCAUUAAUUUUUGCGUCAAUUAAGACAUGGGCAACUAGUAGUAGGUCUACAAGUCUGCACAAUAACACUAGGACUAGGUGCAUCGUGUACUCGAAUAUACGAGUAGGUAGCUAUAGGUACAUCUUUGUCCGAUUCAAUCUGUUAAAAAUUGUCAUUUGUCAACGGUGGCAAGGCACGAAGAUGGCGUAACUAAUACUCGUACUCGUUCUGGUACCUCCUGUAUCUAUGUACUACCUAAUAUCUACCUAUUUAUUUACAGUUGUUGUAGUUUAUACGAUUAUAAUUGUAUGUGAUUGUGAUUGCGUAGGUGUAUCAUGUUCGUAAAUAUUUACUUUGACAAAUGUAUGUAUGUAGACCUACAAUGUACACGCGUACAGAUAGUCAAAUAGGUGAAUAAAAAUCUCAAGUACCUACCUGCCUAUCAAUUUGUGUUGUAGUACCUUCGUGUGCAAUUUAUUAGCACCUACUCAUAGGUAAUAGGCAUAGAUUGUUUGGUGUAUCGCUAUGUACCUAAUUAGUUAUUACCUAAACGUGUGUAUUAAAAUAAAACAAUUGUACCGUA
Planococcus citri (citrus mealybug) is the source of this 7722-nucleotide messenger RNA. RefSeq lists its product as uncharacterized. The coding region runs from base 612 to 2612 and encodes 666 amino acids. NCBI's taxonomy places the organism in Eukaryota, Metazoa, Arthropoda, Insecta, Hemiptera, Pseudococcidae. The transcript has 3 exons. The record is from RefSeq and is a predicted model, not a curated record.